Messenger RNA from Oreochromis niloticus (Nile tilapia), 6498 nucleotides. RefSeq names its product wiskott-Aldrich syndrome protein family member 3. Gene Ontology annotation, biological process: actin cytoskeleton organization; positive regulation of Arp2/3 complex-mediated actin nucleation. Gene Ontology annotation, molecular function: protein kinase A regulatory subunit binding; Arp2/3 complex binding; actin binding. Gene Ontology annotation, cellular component: SCAR complex; cytoskeleton. The record is from RefSeq and is a predicted model, not a curated record. NCBI's taxonomy places the organism in Eukaryota, Metazoa, Chordata, Actinopteri, Cichliformes, Cichlidae.
UUUCAGCUUGGCGGUCAUCGGGUUGGACGGACGCUGCCUUGGAAACGACAUAAAUCCAGUCCACGCGAGCAGGGACCCAGAUUUCUCCACUUCAAAGGCUUCCGCUCCUCUGCCCGCUCCGCCUCUUCUCCACCCAACCAUCCAUCCUCCCUCCGGCCCGAGCCUCCAACACGGUCGUUCCGAAAUGAAAUGCGGGGCAGGGUGAGAAGGAGAAACGGUGAGAAGCGUUUAAAUAACCGAGAGAGGAGAAGCGGAGAGGAGAAGGUGACGGGAGAGCCCGAAGCCAGGUAUAGACCAGCAUGCCGUUGGUGAAGAGGAACAUUGAGCCCCGGCACUUGUGCCGUGGAGCGCUGCCGGAUGGGGUGACUAGUGAGCUGGAGUGCGUCACCAACACUACACUGGCAGCCAUCAUCAAGCAGCUGGGCAGUCUAAGUCGUCAUGCUGAGGACAUUUUCGGGGAACUGUUUAACGAAGCCAACAGCUUCUACCUGAGGAUGAGCAGCCUGCAGGAGAGGGUGGACCAGCUGGCUGUGAAAGUCACCCAGCUCGACUCCACUGUGGAGGAAGUUUCUCUGCAGGACAUCAACAUGAGAAAGGCCUUUAAGAGCAGUACCAUUCAGGACCAGCAGGUGGUGUCGAGGACCUCUGUGCCCAACCCUGUGGUGGAGAUGUACCACCGAUGCGACAAACCUCCACCACUUAAUAUUCUCACCCCCUAUAGGGAUGACAAGAAGGACGCCCUGAAGUUUUACACUGACCCCUCCUACUUCUUCAACCUGUGGAAGGAAAAGAUGCUGCAGGCCACCGAGGACAAGCGCAAAGAGAAGAGACGACAGAAGGGCUGUCCGGCCCACCCUGACAGGCCCCACUCCAGACAGGCCCAACCCAGGAGCCCCCUGUCCAUCUCUGAGCAGCAGAGGCAGGUUGAAGACCCGAGCAGAGAGGUGAAGAAGGUGCGUAAAGCUCGUAACCGACGCCAGGAGUGGAACGUCCUGGCCUACGACAAAGAGUUCAGACCAGACGCCAGGCUCGCCCCCUCCCCUUACCACGGCAUGUCCUCUGAAGGCUCACUGUCCCCGGAUAGCAGAUCAAUGGCGUCCGACUCCUACCCAGCCAGCCCCAACCACCCCUCCACCCAGGCCUCCAGCACUGCCCACCCCGCCGACCACCACACCAGGGAUCACCUCAGUGCCGCGGCCCAGACACAGUCACUGGAUCGGGGCCUGAGGCCGGCCAACCAGCCCCCGGGAGCGGGCGGGGCUGCGCCAACAGGUCGGCACGUGGCCUCCCUGGGCCGGACCCCCUCGGGACACGGCGUCCAGGCUGGAGGAGAUCCGACAGUCAACGGGCCGAGGCAGCAGUCGGUUAAGGACUACCGCGCCGCACACGGAGGGCAGCCCUCCACCAUCCCCGAGUACUACAUCCCGCCGGCCCCUCCCCCACCCCCACCAACCAUCCCUUCUGCCCAGACCGCCUUCGACUCCACCAACGCCCCGCCCUCCGCCACCUCCACUGUCCCCCGACCUCUUGCCCUCUCCCGUCCCUACUCACCCUCUCCUCCUCCCCCGGCCAACUACGUGCCCUCUCCCUCCCACCCGCCUUCAGGCGCACCCCCGGCCGCCCCUCCUCCUCCUCCUCCCGGAGCCCCCGCGGGCCACCAGGCCCACCCGUCACCCCGCACGCCGCUAUCGGUCAGUCAGCUGUGGACGCGGCACCCUCGACGAGGAAGUCCACCAUGCUGGGGAGAUCCCAUGAGCGACGCCCGCUCCGACCUGCUGGCGGCCAUACGUAGAGGUAUCCAGCUGAGGAAGGUGCAGGAGCAGAGGGAGCAGGAGGCGAAGAGGGAGCCCGUUGGCAACGACGUGGCCACGAUCCUGUCGCGUCGUAUCGCAGUGGAGUACAGCGAGUCCGACGACGACUCCGAGCUCGACGAGAACGAGUGGUCCGACUAAAAGGAAAAAAAACGAUAGAGAGAUGAAGCGGGGAGAGUUAAAGGGGGAGAAAUGUGACGCUAAGUUGCAACUUAAGGGGUUUGGUUAGUUUUAAUGUUCAUCAUCAACUAAAAAAGUCUGAUUAAAAAAGAAUAUCAGUCAUACAUUUCUCACACACCUGUCUGUGAACUUAAACCAGAGAGGUUUUUGUGUCCGGCCACCCAGGGUGUAUGGCACAAUAACCACACACACUGUUUCAGCCCCACAUCUGCUUAUUUUUAACCUUUAACAACACUCAGUACGCAGCAGCUCCCCCUCCCCUACACGCUCUAUUAGCAAUAUUACAGGCUCUGUAUGUAGGUGGGCCCCUGGUGAGUAUGGGGGCGACGUGUUUACAAAACACAAGGUAUAUAGCACAAGACUAACUAAUUAUAGUGCAAUCUUAACUCCUCUGCCAAAUGUUGAGAAAGGAUUUAUGGAAACGAGUAAGGAUAAUCAGGGAAAAAAAGAAAAAUAGCUUAUUAGCAGAUAACUCGCUAGCUUUCUGGGUCAUGCCUGUUUACGAAACACGCACACCCUCCUUUGGAGACACUGACCUUUUGGGAGUUUGGCUCAUCUGAACCAGCGUGAGACAGCAGGAGGAACAUCUCUGUGUAGUGAGCUGUCAUGCAUGCUAACAGGAAGUGGCUAAUGUAGCUGUAGCUAACGGGAGAUAAAAGUGCUCUGUGGAGGUACGUACAACUGGAGACGCUCGUCUGGAGAGCUCCCUUAGUUUAUGCUUCAGUCACAUUGGCACUCAACAACCCUGCUUUUAUAUAGGAAUAUAACCAGUAUGCAACCAGCUGAGUUGAGUCUAUUGCAAAGAGACGCGUUAUAGACGAGUUGUGCUCUCUGGUACAGACUUAUUGAGAUGGAGUCCAACCUCCUGACAGUGCUGACACCUCUGUGUUUAGAAAGUAGAGGACAGUGAUUUGCAAACCUUUGCCAGUCAGUCUGAGAGUCGAGUGUUUGAGUCAGUCUGCAUUUGUUUAGAGACCGAUUGCCUCCCACCAGGCGACCUGUGCAGUCGAGAUGAAACCCCAGAAGGUUGACGGUGCUGCAUUUUGAAGCUCUGGGUGACCAGUUAGUUGCUGCGCCUACUUGAAGUCUGUUGCUGGGUGCAAAAAAAUUCAAUGAAAUUACCAGGUAACCACCUUUUUUUUCUGAGCAGAUAAUCUUAUUCUUAAAGCCAGAUAAUAUGCAUUAAUAUUUUUUAAAAUCUAUGUAUUUGAGCCCUCUGGAAAAUGUUCCCUGACAUGAUUAUACAUCUCUUUUAAAGAGGUCCUAAUCAGAAUAUCAAAACAAACACACGAUCAGCAGCAUUUGAAAUGCUCAGAGUAAUAUUUUAUCUCACAGGUGUGUUUAUGAGCUCGCAGUACGCUGGCGUUAGCUUACAGGCAGAAACUACACAGAGAAAUGUGGAAGCUGGCUCUCCAGGUAUGUUUUGGUUAUAAAAGUGAUUAGAAAGCCAAACUCUCAAAAACAAAAAAGGGGUGUGGUCAGUGCGCUUCUUAAACUCAUACCUUCUAACAUUAGAAUAGUGUGAUGAAACUGUGAUAAAAGACUCCACCCACCCAGGAUGAAGCUGGUGUGGGAAAACAAGCGCCAGCAGCCUCGUUCGAUUUUCCCUCUCAUUGAAUACUUGACCCCCCAUCUGCCCAGUCUGAACAGUGACUAUCACUGUUCAGACUGGGCAGUGCUAUUUUUCGUAUUUGUUCAUAAAGUGAAGCCUGACAUUUCAGCCAGUGACUGUGUGCUGUGCUCUUGGUCUUAUUAUAAACGCUUCCACACUUAAACCACAGCUGGAGCAGCUCUCACAAAGCCCAAGGGUCAAAGGUCAUGUCCACUCCUUCACUCGACCCUGGGUCAGCACUGCUGUCUGUGGAGGCUUUGUGAACGCAGCCCCUGGACUAUAAAUACAUAAGUGUAAGAGGCUCACGGCAGUAAUCUACAGUAUAUUCUCUCUUCUCUCUUUUCGGUAUAGGUUUGGCUAAUCCUCGGUAUGAGCUGGUUGGACUGUAGUGUUUUAUAAUGUGCUUUUUCUUUUUUCAAACGUGCUGCAGUGAGUUGUUCACUUUGAUUUAUUUUAGGGUUUUCUGACUGUCCAGACCAGGAUGAAGGUACCAGAUAAAACAGGUAUAUCACAGAAGCCACGUAAAGGGUGAUUUUUUGUUAUUAUUGUUACCAGAUUAACCUUUAAACAUUAUCCUGCAAAGACAAAUUUUAAUAUUUGUUUUAGUUUUCUUUUCAGAUGAUUGAUUUCUUUUUUGUUUUUAAUGCUGCAACCUUUAAUUGCAAAGCAUUGUGGGAAGUGGAGUUCUACUCCUCCAUGUGCUAGAAUUGUGGCAGAGAUAUUAACCCAACAGCGUUUCAGUUGGUUUUUAAUUUGUCUGUGUUAGGAAAACGUGCGCUCUGAACAGUUUCUGAUAUUCAACGGUCCCACCUAACCAAAAAAAGUACAAGUGUACGUGUGGAAGAUUACAUUAAAAGGUUUGCUCUACAACUUUUACGUUUAGUUGAAAAGUUAAAUCGUUUUUUCAGGCUGUUAAGAAGGAAACUGAUUCAUGAUUCGAGGUGGCUAACCGUGGAUUCAUGGUUAGAAUUCAGCUGUAUGGUGCAAAAGUCUUGAGUCAUCUCAUUUUUUAAAUAUUUUGCCUUCAGACAACCACGCUUUCUUGUAAAUUUUGAGUAAUAGUUCUCCAGACUUUCUGAAGGUCUUUCACAAUUUUCAGUUCAGUCCUUGUACCUGAGCAGAGACUUAACACUGACCUAUGAAUUAUUCAAGGAUGACUUAACAGAUAACUCACUUUAAAUUGUAUCUUUAGGUACUUUGUAACUAGCAUCCUUUUGCAAAAAUCACAUUCGUUUCAAUUUUUCUAGCUGAAUCUAGAAAAAUGCCAAAGAUAAAACAGUUUGACAGACAAAUAGUAUUUUUGUCUGAAAGUCAGAAAUAAGAAAAAAAUCCAACAAAGACCAGACACAGGACCUGAGAGCUUCAGAUGAUCCCUCUACUGUUCACUGAUGCCUCAUCAGAAAUGGCCUCAGUGGAAGGAUGAAAAACACACUCAAUGAAACACUAUCAUUCAUGAAUUGGCCUUCUCAGAGCCCAGACCUCAAUAUUGUUGAAUUCAUCUAAAGAUAGCCAACAUCCAAAGAAGAGCUUUGUACCUAAAGAAGCCUGGAGAACGACUCCUACAUAAAGAAAUUACAAGAAGUCUUGUCUAAGAGUUCAGACUGUGCUGAAGAAUAAAGGUGGUCACACCAAAUAUUGACUUUCAAGUCUGUUACAAUUAUACAAACUCUGUUUUUUCCUUAUAUGCUGUAUUUACAUGUAUGUUUGCAUGAAACUAAGGUACUGCACCUACUUCCAAAAUGCAAAAAGAUGAGCGAUGGAUCAGGACUUUUGCAUAAUACUGUAGUAGCCUGAAAAUAUGACAGUUUUGACUAGCCAGUCAUAUUUAGCUCAGAAAAAGGGGGGAAAAACAUCAGCGGACAUGUGGUGCUUGGUGGGACUCCACAUUUGCCUAAAUUGUACAUUAGCCAUGUUUUCUUUAAUUGUACAAUCACUAACUUCAGUGUCUAAUUACUGUUGUACAUGUAAAGUGUUCAGCAGCAUUCAGCCUAAUUUCGUUCUCCAUAUCUACAGCUGUAAUAAUCUAGUUCAGUACCUGAGACUGUUCAGACUGCUCAGUACUUUCACCUUUACCUGUGCAGGUUUAUUCCCAAUAACGACAGGAUUCUGAAAAAGGGACAGGGCUCAAAAGUAGCUUUAAUUUUUUUGUUCUUGUAUAUAAACUCAAUUAACUCAACAACUGCACUCUGCUGGAGAUUCACAACCGGACUAAAGAGCGGACAAUGAGUGGACAGGUUCUUGGUUUUCUCCCUGAAUGUUUAGAAUAAGAUUUAAGGAUUUGUGCCAAGGCCUGCGUUUAUAGACAUUAUUACUGAAGCAAAAAAGCACAUAUGAAGAGAUAUAGAGUGGAUUUGCAACAGACCUGGCCAAUAUUUACCUAGAAUUUAAAAAAAAAAAAAGGUUGUAUCGUAACGGAGGAUGCAAGAAUCUAGAGAAAAGUGUGCGCCAGGUCUGAUUGUUCUGAUUGUUUAUUCUAUGGUCGUGUUGUUGUGCUGGAGCCAUAGAUAUACUCAGUCAUGAAAUUUGCCCGGAGUAGCUCGUGACCCUGCAGCGUUUAAGAAUGUAAAGCUGUGACUUUGACGAUUUUGCUACUUCCCGUAUUCUUUGAUGUGCUGACAGCUUUUCCGGUCCCGGCAACAAAAGCUGAGACCUGGCAUAUCAAGCGUACCUUGUGUAUCUAUGGCUACUGGCUUCUAAGAAAACUUUGUUAUGUGUUGAAAAUGUGAGAAACGAACUAUGUUGUAUAGACUUUUUUUGGUAAGGCAGCCUGUAAAGUAAAAUUGGGGUAAUAUAACCUAGACAAUGAAACUAAAUGAAACUGUGUACUGCACACUAAAAUCAACUGUAAGCAAGUAUGCAUGUAACUAUAGCUAAUAAAUGGUGAACAAAACUGUG